UUUACUCCCAGCUCUGACAGCAGCCUGCUGGGCAGCCUCUGGCACAUCACUCUGUCAUCUUCCCCUCUGUAAGCUGGCUACCCCACACCCCUUGCUUUUCUGGAGUCGCUGAGCUGCCAGAGGAUUCAGAGAGGGCUGGCUAAGAGCUCUCUGCAGCCAACAGGCCAGUGCCUGUGGCCACCAUGGUGCAUUGCCCACCUCCCUGGCCCAGCUGUGUCCCCCUCUUCCUCAUGAGAUCCCUCAGGUGGCUGCCAAGUUUGAAAAAGGGGGGCAAAAAAGCUUAAAUAGACUUUUGCAUUUGCACCCCAAAAUACACCUGGGGGCCAGGCCUGGUUCUCCUCCAAGGACUGCGGUCAGGACACUGAUGCCAGCCAUGCCAGGAUGUUGCUCUAAAUCUGGAUUCUUUCACCCAGUGGGGAAGCUGAUCCACACACCAGGCUGAGAUACUCUAUUUUAUUUCAUGUCUACACAGAGAUGGGUGAGAAGUGGUAAAUCCACAAAGCGAGGAAGCGUAUUUAUACAUACAUACACAAUGCAUACAUAUGCAAGCAUAUUUAUACAAUCCUAUUCAGGCAAUAUUUGCAUAAUGAAUCUACAUCACUACCUGGCUCAGCUACUACUGCCUUCUCUUUCCCCACCUCGGUUUAAAGGCACAGGGUAUUCCAAAUUCAUGUGUUCAGUGGGUAAGGGUCUUCCCUCGGAGGUGCGGUUUUCCCAUUUCAAUGCACCAAGUUCUCUCUUAGCACACAAUUUCACAAGUCAGUUAAAGAUUUCUAUCCCGCAUGCCUCGAAGCUGGUUUAGGCCACCACAUAGCCUGGCUCUUUAUCUCACAUCCCGCAUCCCGCACCUCUUAGGUCAGGUUGUUCCCCUUUUCACAGAAACUGUCCUUCCCGCAACUCGCGCCCCGUGCCCGGGGCCCACGCAGGAGCCGGGCAGAGGGGCCGGGCGGCGGGGACAGCCGUGUUCCCGGGGCCCGGGGGAGCGGCCGCCCCACCCGUCGGGGCGGGCUCGGGCAGGCCAGGUGAGGCGGUCCGGCCCUGCCUCUCCAGCUCCCGCCGCAGCCUCCUGCCCUCGCUCCCGGCCGGCGCUGCUCUGGGGCUGCCGGCGGCAUGGCGGAGUCCCAGGUGCUGCUGCUGGACGAGCUGCACGUCAACGAGAAGGUGACGGAGGCCCAGGCCCGCUUCUACUACAGCGAGGAGCAGCGCCGAGCCCUGGAGGCGCUGGUGACCCGCGGCGAGGCCGCGUACCGGGAGGCGCUGAGGAAAGAGCAGCUCCGCGAUUUCCUCUCCGGCCGGGAGCUGCAGGACCUGAGGGGCGGCUGGCGGGGCUACGACGACCCCCGGGAGGGCGGCAAGGUGGCGCGGGGGCCCGGCGGCGAGACCCUCUCGCUGGCCUACUGGCCCGAGUGCUCGGACACCGAGGUGCCCCCGCUGGACUUGGGCUGGACCGACAAGACGUUCUACCGGGGCAUCAGCCGGGUGUCCCUCUUCACGCACCCGCGCAAGGAGGAGAGCGCGCCGCACCUGAAGGAGGUGGUGCGGGACAUGAUCCAGCAGGCGCAGAAGAUUAUUGCAGUGGUCAUGGAUGUGUUUACGGACCGGGACAUCUUCCGCGAUAUCGUCGAUGCAGCGUACAAGCGCUGGAUCCCCGUCUAUAUCAUCCUGGAUGAGGAGGGAGUCAGGCUCUUCCUGGAAAUGUGCAGAUGCCUUGACCUCAGUGACUUGCAGAUCCGGAAUGUCCGCAUACGCUCUGUGACAGGAGUUGGGUUCUACAUGCCAUCAGGGAAGAUCAAAGGCACACUGGCAUCCCGAUUCCUGAUGGUGGAUGGAGAAAAGGUGGCCACUGGAUCAUACAGCUUCACAUGGACUUCAUCUCACAUUGACAGAAACAUCCUGCUAGUCUUGACAGGACAGCACGUGGAGAUGUUUGACAUUGAGUUUCGUGAGCUCUACGCCAUCUCAGAGGAAGUUAAUUUAUACAAGGAACUGGGCAUUGCUAACCCAUUUCUCCAUGGAAUUGGGAAGCCAGGCUUUCAUUCCUCCACCGUGGCUCGGAAGUUCAUUAACCCAAAGUAUGGUUUAGUAGCAGGGGCAACCCGUGGUGAUAUGAUGCUCUGGGCUUCACGGCACAGGCAAGACCAUCAGGGAAACAUGGAAAAGGAGGAAACAAGUGAGUCAAAGAAACGGUUAAAUCAGUUCCUGAAUGACUUAGUCACAUUGGAGCAAGUGUUCCCAGAAAUAGAUCCACCUCUGGAGAACUUGAACAAGCUGAAUCGGAGCCCCCAGAAACUGUUGUCCCGGCUCCACAUGGACCUGAAAAAUAAAUCCAAAUCCAGAGAGUCCAUCCGUGACAUAAAGAAGGAAGAUGCACAGAGCAAUGCAAAGCAAGGGAAGCGGUUUGCCAGUGGGCUUUUCAGUCGCAAGGCCAAGCGCUCUCCAGGCUCAAGCAUCGAGGCCAAUUCUUUUGCCAGUGAAGGACAUUCAGGAGAAGACCUUGGGAACAUGAAACUGGAAUAUGAGAGGCUCAGCAUUGGCCAUGCUAGUGUUCGGAGCACUGGAGGCAACUCAGGUAACCUGAAUCCAAACUCCACUAUGAGCGAUAAAAACAAACAAUCUACCUGCGUGUUAUCUUGAUUGGGAAGGAUUGUCUGGAGAACUAAAGACUGAAUCACAAGCUGCAACAGUAACUUCUUGAUUGAUUUUGAACCUACAGCCAUAUCCUCAUGCAGUGGUCUGUAAAGCCACUGCAGGUCCUGGAUGCAUCUGGCAGCCCUGGCUAAAGCACAUUUACUGGGUGAUGAGCAGACUUUGGAUAGUUGAUCCCUUAAAUGAGGGUUAGUGAUGAAUGUAUUAGUCCAUAUAUCUAUGUGCACACAUAUUUUGUACAUAAAAACAACUGUGAUGACUGGUCUCAGAGCUUGCUCUGUGCCCAGAGAAAUGCAGGAGAUUUUCUGACUUACUUGUGCUGCUACUUCAGUCUGUCUGGCUGCAGACUUGGAAUCACUGUGUUGCAUUGUUUACUCUACUGCACUGCAAAAAUGUAUUGAUCUGACUGGCUGUAAGGCUGAAUCCAAUAGCAGUGGCAAAUUCUAGGUGAAAUAAGGAUGUUUACAGACAGUGGAGCAAUCCUUUGUCCAUAAGGAGUCUUCCUGUAGAUUCCUGUUGUCACUGGCCCAGGCAGGAGAAGGGUUUAGCCAACAGUAGCCUACAGAGCAGUAUCGGAACUGUUUCACCUCAUAGAUGUAGCAGUCGAACAAAGUGAUUUAGCAAGAAUGUGGCAAAGAGGAAAAAUGGAAUAUAGGGCAAUGUUUAACAUACACUUGAGACUGGGUCAGGAGAAAUGCCUGAUAAGGGGCCUGGGCAGGAUCUGGGAGCAGUAACACAGACUUCAGGGGCUGUGGUCAAAUCCUCCUUCUUGCUAAUGCAGCAAUGCUUUUACCGUUCAUGGAAACUGAAUGAUUAAGGAGCACAUCUUUGAGGGUUGAAAGAGGAAGCAGAGGAGGCAUGCAAUCUUUUCAAGCUUUUCAAAUGCCCUUUUUUUUUUUUUAAGUUAACCUUUCCAGAAUAAAUCAUGCUAAAACUGAGAGCUUUGAUCCAUAAGAAGCAUUGUGUGCAAUCAGACCAAAGGCCAUCUGAUCUGCUGUUCUGCCUCUGAGAAUAGCCUGUAACAGGUGAUCACAGAAGCAUAAAUAAAAUACAAGGCUUGUAUAUACA
Zonotrichia leucophrys gambelii is the source of this 3714-nucleotide messenger RNA. It is a transcript of the gene SACK1F, whose product is annotated as family with sequence similarity 83 member F. Gene Ontology annotation, molecular function: protein kinase binding. Bases 1111 to 2634 code for a protein of 507 amino acids. NCBI's taxonomy places the organism in Eukaryota, Metazoa, Chordata, Aves, Passeriformes, Passerellidae. The record is from RefSeq and is a predicted model, not a curated record. Gene Ontology annotation, biological process: signal transduction. The transcript is spliced from 5 exons.